Messenger RNA from Symbiodinium sp. CCMP2456, 3096 nucleotides. NCBI's taxonomy places the organism in Eukaryota, Dinophyceae, Suessiales, Symbiodiniaceae. The record is from the annotation of a GenBank genome assembly.
AUGCGGAAGAAGGUCGACGGCCGGAUACGGACGCUGGUCGAAAAUGGCAUCAAGACGCACACGCGCAGCAUGUUCGUCAUCGUGGGCGACCGUGGCCGCGACCAGGUGGUGAACCUACACUUCAUGAUGCACAAGAUCGCCAAUACCAAACCAUCAGUUCUGUGGUGCUACAAGAAGGAGCUGGGCUUCAGCACCCAUCGGAAAAAGCGCAUGAAGCAGGUGAAGAAGAUGCAACAGCGAGGGCAGCUGGAUGCGAAUGUGGAAGAUCCGUUCGACCUUUUCGUUUCAUCGACCAACAUCCGGUACUGCUACUACAAAGAGACAGAGCAGGUGCUUGGCAAGACCUUCGGAAUGUGCAUCCUUCAGGACUUCGAGGCGUUGACUCCCAAUCUGCUCUGCCGCGUGGUAGAGACAGUGGAGGGUGGAGGCAUCGUGUUGUUGCUGCUUCGCACCAUGGACUCUUUGAAGCAGCUCUACAACCUUGCCAUGGAUGCGCACCACAACCUGCGCACCGAGACACACAUCGACACAGAGCCGCGCUUCAACGAGCGCUUGGUCCUGUCGCUGAAGGACUGCUCUUCAUGCCUGGUGGUCGACGACGAGCUCAACAUCCUUCCCUUGUCCCGGCAGGCCAAGGCCGUGAAGUCGCUGAAGGAUGAGGACGAAGAGGAGGGCGACAGCGAGAGGCCCAAGACAGCCAAGGAGAAAGAGCUCGAGGAGCUGAAGGCAACGACGGCCGAAGCGGUUCCUUUGGGGCCGAUUGUGGCCGCUUCAAGGACGCUCGACCAGGCAAAAGCUGUCAUGAGUUUCGUGGACGCGAUCUCGGAGAAGAGCUUGAAUCGAACGAUGGCACUGACUGCAGCGAGAGGCCGUGGCAAGUCAGCAGCCCUUGGCCUGGCGAUCUCGGCGGCCGUGGCCUACGGCUACUCCAACAUCUUCGUGACGGCCCCAUCCCCGGAGAACCUGAGCACUGUCUUCGAGUUCAUACUCAAGGGCUUCGAUGCUUUGGGCAUGAAGGAGCAUCAGGAGUAUGAGCUGGUACAAGCAGAGAACCCUGAGCUCAACAAGGCGCUGGUCCGGGUAAACAUCUUCAAGGAUCACCGCCAGACCGUCCAGUACAUCAGUCCUUCCGAUUGGCAGCACUUAGCACAGGCCGAGCUGUUGGUGGUUGACGAAGCUGCAGCCAUUCCGCUGCCCAUUGUGAAGAAGCUGCUCGGGCCAUACCUGGUGCUCCUGGCUUCCACAGUGAACGGCUAUGAAGGCACCGGCCGAGCCUUGUCUUUGAAGCUGAUCGAGGAUCUGAAAGCCGGCAAGGGCGUCGGCAGCGCCAAGAAAGGGCCUUCCAGCGACCGAACCUUGCGCGAGCUGUCCUUGGAGGAGCCGAUCCGCUAUGCGCCUGGAGAUCCCGUUGAGUCCUGGCUCGGGCGGUUACUUUGCCUGGACGCUGCGCAGGUUCCGAAGCUGCAGAUGAGCUCUUUGCCUUUGCCGGCCGAGUGCAGCCUUUUCUGGGUGAACCGCGAUGCUCUCUUCUCGUACCAUGAAGCAUCUGAGAAGUUCCUCUUCAAGAUGAUGUCGCUUUUCGUUUCCAGCCACUACAAGAACUCACCCAACGACCUCCUGCUGAUGGCGGAUGCGCCGGCCCAUCAUCUUCUUGUACUGCUGCCUCCCAUCGACGCGGCCUCGAACUCCGCCGAGUUGCCGGAGGUGUUGGUCGCCAUUCAGAUCUGUAUGGAGGGUGCUCUCUCGCAGGACAGCGUCAAGGCUUCGCUGAAGCGUGGCUUGCGGCCGUCGGGCGACCUCAUUCCGUGGACGCUGACGCAGCACUUCUUGCACGAUGGCUUUGGGCAGCUGUCCGGCGCCCGAAUCGUUCGCAUCGCGACCCAUCCCGCGCUGCAACGCAAAGGCUAUGCAUCCGAAGCGGUGAAACAGAUGAUUGCCUGGUUCGAGCAAAAGACUCGCGGUGUCGCAUCCUUCGGCGAGGAGGGUUCCAGGAGCAAGAAGAGCAAAGCUGGCGAUGCUUCGGCAGGCAAGCUUCACGAAGAGGAGUUGGCUCCCAGAGAGGUACCACCUCUCUUGGAGGCCACGGCGGAAGUGCCACCGCCCUACGACUUGGGCUAUGUUGGGACCUCUUUUGGUCUCACCUACGAGCUCUUCGAGUUCUGGCGACGCUCCGGCUUCCGCCCGGUAUACUUGCGCCAGCAGCCUCACUCUGCGACAGGAGAGCAUUCUUGCAUCCUGCUCCGCACGAUGGCUCCACUGGAGGGCGAACCGCGUGCAGAGCCGGUUAUCGACCACUUCGUAGCGGACUUCCGCCUGCGCUUCCUGCGACUGCUGCAGGGGCCGUUCUCGAAGCAGCCCACACGACUUGCUUUGUCGGUGGUGGACCCGCCUCCAGCAGACAUCGCACGGGAGGAUGCGGACGGCGAGUCUCCGGUUGAGAGCCAACAGCCGCUGACUGCCGCAUCCUUGCUGCAGUUCCUGUCCCGCGAUGACAUCCAUAGGUUGGAGCAAUACGGCAAGAACCUCGUGGAGUAUGCCCUGGUCCUAGACAUCGUGCCCACCUUGGCCACGCUGUUCCUCUCCAGGCGGAUGCCAGAAGUGCGUUUGUCAACACUUCAGUGCGCCAUUCUCGUGGCUGUCGGCUGCCAGCAUCGAAGCUUCGACGAGGUGGCGCAGGACUUCAAUGCACCGGCUUCACAGUUGCUCGCAUUGUUCAACAAGGCGAUGCACAAGCUUUCGAAUCAUUGUCGCGCGCUUCUGGAGCGGCAAGUUGAAGAGGAGGGGGAGGCGGAGGGCUUGUCCCAACGGCCAAUGCAGUCGGGUGAGGUGGUGGCCGGUGGCAGCUUCGUGAAAGAUUCCCUCAAGUCGGAUCAGGAGAUCGCAGGGCAGAAGGUUAACAAGAAGCUUCAAGAGAAAAGGAAGGACUUGCUGGCGUCCUUGACCAACGAGAGGUUCGCCGUGGCUCCGAGCACGGAAGAUUUUGCCGAAGCGCUUGGUGGCAGCACACCAGCUUCAGGCAUCGUGUCCGUGAAGAAGAGGCAAGCAGAGGAAGCUGGCGCUGGAGGGCGGAAGCCAGGUAAGAAGCCUCGGAAGUAA